CAGUGUCUACAUGUUCUGUGUACGUGUACUGAGGAGACAUUUGAUAAAAUGUUUAUACCAAGGUCUACUGAAUCUGAUCUGUCUCCCAAGUGUUCAUGGUGUGAGUCUAUCCCUUGGAGUCUGAUCUCUUGGUUGGACGUUGGAAAUAGCUUCUGAUGGCCUAAGGUCUCUUUCUUCUGACCCCAGGAGAUGAGUUAUGCCUGGAAGACACCUGGAUGAAAAGCCCUGGGUUCAGAUUAUCGGCCUCCUGAGACUGCAAAGACACCUCCCCACACACACACACACACUGCACUGGGCUAUUCAGCUGAAGUAAGAUCCAAUUGUUUCAUUCAUGUAGAAAGAUGGCUUAUCAGAAGGUCAAUGCGGAUCUAAUAGCCUCGGCACAUUCACAGUACUCGGACAAUGAUGAACUUCAAGCCACUGCCCUUGACUUGGAAUGGGAUAUGGAGAAGGAGCUAGAGGAGCCUGGCUUUGACCAGUUCCAGCUGGACCAUGCUGAGAGUCAGAACCUGGGGCACUCAGAGACUUCAGAUCUCUGUCUUGAUUCUCUUCAGCCAGCAACUUCACCCAAAGGAAGAUUCCAGAGACUUCAAGAAGAACCUGACUAUGUUUCCCACUUUACAAGAUCUGCAGCAAAGAGCAGCCGUUGCAAAUUUUGUCACUUUCUGAAAAUACUUUGCACGGCCACCAUUCUAUUUAUUCUUGGACUCUACAUCGGGUAUUAUACGCAUCCAAAUUGCACUUCUGAUGCUCCAGCUUCAGGGACAAAGGAUCCUCAGGUAUACCAAGAGAUUCUCAACAUGAUCCAAGCAGAAGACAUUAAGAAGUUCUUCAGAAAUUUGGUCCAAUUCUCUAAAAGUGAAGAUGACAUGGAAAUUUUAAAGAAGAUUAAGACUCACUGGACUGCGCUGGGACUGGAAGAUGUACAGUUUGCAAAUUACUCGGUGCUGCUGGAUCUACCUGGGCCUUCUCCAGGCACCGUGACCGUGAGCGGCAGUGGCCAGUGCUUUUAUCCUGAUGGCCAGCCUUGUGGGGGAGAAUCCAGCAAAGGCCAUGGCCAGGAACUGUUCUUCUCAUACGCAGCCUAUUCUGCCAAAGGAACUCUCGAGGCUGAUGUCAUCGAUGUGGGUUAUGGAACUACAGAUGACUUAAAAAGGAUCACAAGAAUGAAAAAUACAACAAAUCAAAUUGCACUCUUGAAAUUAGGAAAAUUACCACUGCUUUACAAGAUUUCCUUAUUGGAAAAGGCUGGGUUUGGAGGUGUCCUUCUGUACGUGGACCCUUGUGACUCACCAAAGACUGCAGAUGUCAGCUCUGAGACCUUCAUGGUGACACUGAAUCCGGGAGGAGACCCCUCUACACCUGGGUACCCAAGUCUUGACGGAGGCGUCAGACAAAGCCGGCCAAACCUCACUUCCCUGCUAGUGCAGCCGAUUGCAGCAUCCCUUGUUGCAAAGCUCAUCUCUUUGCCAACACAAGGCGUGAAGAGUGAUGGCUGCAGCCUGCUAGAACUUCCUACUGAUGAAAUAAGAACUGUCCGUUUGCAAGUUCAGACAGUAACCAAAUUCAAGACAGUGACUAAUGUAGUUGGUUAUCUAAAAGGCUUGACAUCUCCAGACCGGUACGUUAUAGUCGGCAGCCAGCACCAGGAUGGGUUCAGUUAUAAUGGACAAGAGUGGGCCAGUGGUACAGCAAUCAUCUCAGCCUUUAUCCGAGCCAUGAUGUUGAGAGUGAAGAGAGGAUGGAGACCAGACCGUACUAUCGUUUUCUGCUCAUGGGGAGGAACAACUUUGGGGAAUAUUGGCUCAUAUGAAUGGGCAGAGGAUUUCACGAAGGUUCUACAAAAAAAUGCUGUGGCUUACAUCAGCCUCCACAGCCCCAUCCGGGGCAACUCCAGUCUGUACCCUGUAGCAUCACCAUCCCUCCAGCAACUGGUAACAGAGAAAAAUAAGUUCAACUGUACCAGGAGAGCUCAGUGCUCAGAAACCAAUGUCAGCUCUGUGCAGACCCAAGGGGACACCCAUUACUUCAUCAACCACCUUGGAGUUCCAGCGGUGCAGUUUGCUUAUGAGGACAUCAAAGCCUUAGAGGGUCCAAGUUUUCUCUCUGAGGCCAUCUUUCCUAAACAUGCAACAAAAAUUGAAGAAAUGGAUCCUUUCUUCAACCUUCAUGAAGUCAUUACCAAGCUCUCAGGAGAAGUGAUUUUGUACCUUGCCAAUGAACCAGUUCUGCCCUUCAAUGCCCUGGAUAUAGCCUUAGCCGUUCAAAACAGCCUUAAAGCUGAUGAGCCCAAUGUCCCUCACCUGCUCACCAUGGCAUCCCGCCUGAGAGAGAGUGCUGAACUCUUUCAGUCAGAUGAGAUGCGGCCUGCUAAUGACCCCAAGGAGAGAGCUCCCAGCCGUGUCCGCAUGUUGAACGACAUCCUUCAGGACAUGGAAGAGAGCUUUCUGGUCCAGCAGGUGCCACCGGGUUUUUAUAGAAACAUCCUAUAUCACCUGGAUGAGAAGACAAACCAGUUUUCAAUCCUCAAGGAGGCUUGGGAGCAUUGCAAACUGCUGGCAUCAAAUGAAACGCUCCAAGAGGCCCUGUCCAACGUGCUGAACAGCAUUAAUUCAGCUCAGGUUUACUUCAAAGCAGGACUGGAUGUGUUCGAAAGUGUCUUGGUUGGAGAGAAUUGAGAAAACACUCAGCAUUUUUAAAAGUGUGUUUACAAUUGUACAAGCUAAAGCUCUAAUCUGACCAGGUUUUUGACAAUGAAGACUUCCCCCCACCCCAUGGCUUUUUGACAAGUGUAAAACUAUUAUACAGUGUGUUUUUAAAUGUACAUAGGAGAAAGCAUUUUGCACAUUUGAUAUUUUUCUUUAUCUACAUUGAUGAAUAUAUGAAGCAAGCUAUGGGAAUAACAUGUGAGAUUUAUCUAUUAAAGAGAAGUCUCCUGUAUUUUUAUAUGUAAAUCACUUAAAGAGAAAACUUCAGGAAAUUCUGGUGUCUUUGCCACUGUGGACAGAACAUGGAGGAUGCAGUGAGUGUGUUCCUGCACUAGAUAUGGAGCAUUGAAAAGGGUCCAGAGAACUUUAGCAGGUCAAUAUGAAGAAGUCAAUAUAUUCCAAAUGUGGCCUGAAACCACUUCGAAUGUUUCUAUUUUCUGAAAUGAAGUUUCUCAUUUUACCACAACUAGAUGUAGUAAUACACUGGUUAUGAAAUUGUAUUUUUGAAGUAUUAAUGAAAAAAAGAGCCAUAAACAUUCCAAGGUGGGGGGUUGCUCAAGGAGCUACACAGAGCAAUUUAAAUGCAAAUUAUUUUCCUAACAACUUCUAGAGCUUUGAAAACCCUAAUUUUCCUCAGUUGAGUCUGUGAGGCUUUCAGAAGUGAUGUGUGCCUUGUGAGGAAGAACGCAUUUCUUACUUAUUUUUCUGUGUUUCUGGUGGUAUCACUAAAAGAGGCCACUCAAAAGGAAAGCAUCUCACAUGACCAUCUCUCCCUGCAUCUCCCCUACAACCCCUUGCUGUAAAGCAGCCUUCAUUUUUUAUUAUAUAAUUUUGCUGAAAAAAUGGUCAACUUGUCAUUAAAACUGAAAAUGUCAUCAAAGGUGUCAAAGUAUUUCGAAGCUAUUGACAAACUUACAAUGAAAGUAAUACUUGUUUUUAUCGAUGAAAGUCUUUAAAUCUAUGAAGAAAAUAUAUUUUUCCUUUUUCCAUCCUUCAUGGCGCCUAAUAAGAUGAAAACAGAGAUUAUCCAUGGUUCUGAUGCUGUUAGACAACACGCACCCUUUAAGUUCCCCCAUUGUUCCUCCUGUGGGGGAUGCUUUUCCUAAUUCUGGCAUUGUUAGCCAAUAAUUCUCACAUCCACAUUCCUCCCAAACUCCAAAAUUCUGCCUUGUAGGAGACAGGUUAAACUUUCAGCUUACCUUUUAAAGUCGAUUUGUAAAAGUGUUUCUCUGGUAUUUCAUGAUGCAGAUCCUCUCAGGAAAUAAAACCCUCAGAAUCUUUCUUACAACAUUUCCCUAUGAAAUUCAUCAUGAAACACACUCCUCCGUUAUACGUGGGCAGAGAAACACUGGGCAAAGCCCCUGUAUGUCUAAUUCUUUACUUCUUAUGGAUGAACAUAAACUUAUUUAGAAAGAAAGCUAAGCUUGAGAGAAAAGAAUUAAUCAGUAUUGACUAAGUGAUUUGUAAGGGUCAGCCUUUCCUACCUUGAGUAAUAUGUGUGUACUCAGAGCAGAGAACUGAGACAAUUAGCUGGAUAAUUCAAGCAGAAACACAUUUCCUCUGAAGUGCCUUUGUACAUAUUUUUCACAUGAGAAAUGGAACUACUGCAUAACUUUUUUGUAGACCAGUGUGCUUGAGACAUUCCUGGCAUGUUGAUGGAUGUUUGUGUGAAAGCUCUCAGAUGCUCUGAGUCCUGCAUGAUUGGCAUCAGUGCACCUUCACACUCUGAAAGGAUGGACAGAGAGAAGACUGUCAGAAUCUUCACACAGAUAUGCAAGGUCCCCAUGGUAAAAUCCUUUUGUGAAAGAAUGCUUAGCAUUUAAACCAAGGUCAUUCAGUACUUUGCAGAGAGCUGAAUUUAAAACAGACUGAUAAGCCACCAUUCAUUUGGUAGAUUUUUAAACUUCUUUUUAUUGAAUUUGUGUGUUUCAUACUGAACAUCUCAAUCAGUCUUAAUCAUCUUUAUACCCCAUUCCCCACUAGCAUACUAGCAUACUCCCAUAGACUCCCCCCCAUCCCCACCACCACUGGAAUUCAUACAUUCUGUCAUUUGUGUUAAGGCCUAGUGUGUCAAGUUAGUGGCUCCAGAUGCAGUAGGUGCAAGUUCACCUACUGAGGUCUAGUUGGUUUAUCUAAGAGUACCUUGCUUUGGGGAGAUUUUAGAACAAGAUCCUAAAUAACUUCACUAUAAUACCUCAAAAUAGCAUUGAGAACAAAGAAUAACUUUCUGGAAUUAUUGUUUAAAGACAAUGCAUAUAGGUAAAUCAUGUUAUAUAGCUAAAAAUAUCAUCCUAAAUUUCUUCUAAAUUGAGUUGAUUUUUGGAAAAUUACAAUUAACUAUUGAGUAAUAUAUUUUUAUUAGUUUCAUUUAAGAGAUCAUGUGAAUAAAUGAAAUAUUUAAAACAGAUGUCCAAGAAUUCUAUAGCUGCUCUGCAACUUGACCCAUACCAAGAUCUUAACACAUAAUAUUAGAACUAUUGUGAUCACCUCAAGGCUCUUAUGCAUCCAAGUACAUAAAAGUUCUGAGGAAGCUCAUAGCAAGUGUUAUAUGAAUCAGUAGAUCUUUCAAAUUGGAACUGAGACACCUAAUUAUAUAUAGACUUCUAAAACUACUUCCCAGAUAGAAUUGUGGUAGAAGGUAACAAAGCAUAGACAAUUCAUUUCUCAAGAAAAGCUGGACAGUAUAUGUCUGGGAAAUUUCUGUCCAGGGAGAAUACCUAGGGCUAUUGAUCUUCAUGAAAAAGCACAGAGCAUAGAGAAAGAAGGGAGCCGAAGAGACAUCCUAGGCUAAGAUCUAAAAUCUUGCUAUCAUCAUCAUCAUCAACAACAACAAUUACCAUCCUGACCAGAUACAGUCUAUCUUCUAACUGAAGAUAGAGUUAUGGAGAGACCUGGACAUGAUCCUGCAUUCAAUGAGUGGCUUAAGCCCUGCUGGGCUUCAAACUUCUGUGCAUUCUUGUUUGGUGUGGCUGCUUGCUCUCCAUUAGACAGAGCUGUAGAUGAUUCACACCCUGAAUCCUUUGCAACCCAGCCUUUCUACCAGAUGCUGCAUGGCCAGAGCAUACUGCUUUCAAUCCCAGGCUAGCCCACCCUCUGCUUAUACCCACCAAAACAAUCCCAGGGAUCCAGGCAAAGGGCACAAAUGCAGGGACAGUAUCUCCGUAUAAUGCCAUAAAUCAGGAAGGAGGGCACAGUGCAAAAUGUUGUUAGAAAGGGACCUAGCUCUUAGCAUGGUAGAAAAUCAACCUCUAAAUUGGUGUUCCUUGAAGUCUAAAGAGAGAAACUUCAGAUGAUUUACUCUCAGAUUCCCCGAUGAUGUAAAGUAGAAUAAUUUCUAAACUAUAUUAAUCCUUUAUCCUGAUAAAAUCAAUUGAAAUGUUAUUUAAGUAAAUAAAAAAGCCACAGUAAUAAAAGAGCCCAAAGAUUUAAAAAAUUCCUCCAGUAAAAACUAAACCACAACAAAAUAAAUACAAAAAAAUAACCUAUUAUCCAUAAAAAAGGAAGUUCAAUGUAGCCAACACCUGUGCCUGCUGUGUUGGACUGAUCUAAACACAGUUCACUAUUUCUAGUUGAAGCUCUAAAAUAAUUCAUUUACUAAGAAGCUAGGAUUAACAUAAUGUGUCAAAAUCAUCAAGUUGAUAGAAAGUAGUGGGAUGGCUUUUUUAUCUGCUAUGCCAUGUAAUGUCAGUCCUGUGUCUUUUAUAUUGAGUGUGGCAGAGAACAGGAGUCCUCUGCCAUGAGAACAUGAUAUGAUACAACAUUUCAACAUGCGCUGUCCAAAACUGAUCACUCACAGCGAGGCGAAUAGAUCCAGCCAGGUGAUGCUUCACUAUGAUUUCAAAACAGCCUAAGGAAACAGAACACACACUCCCCAGUGGCAGUAGCCCACCUCGAUAAUGUCCUGCCUAUGUAAUUUGAAGACAUCUAAAAAGCAUUAAAACUAAGCACAUUAUUUUAGACCACUGGGAUGACUAGACUUAAAAUUGUGAAAUUGAAACAGAGUCCAGGAAUACCAUCCUUUCCUCUUCUACAUACAUACACACGUCACUGAGGGGAGAUUUGCCUACAGGAAAGACAGUGUCACAAAAAUGUGUAUUUGCUUCCAGCUUAUUCAUGAUGAAUCAGCAUCUUUGCCUCAAAUAAAAAGAUAUGUCAUUUGCAUGGCAAAUUGGGAGAUUUUUCCUGUAAUGUUCUUGUGAGCUGUUCUGGGGUUUAUGUAAUUAAUUACUGAAUAAGCUUUCUUUGAGGAUCAUUCUCUGGCAUCUCUUUGGCUAAAUGUGUUGUUGAAGCGUGCCUUAGUCACACAGCUCCUUAAUCCAAAGGGAUCAUUUUAAACUGCCAAUCCAUGAGCUGCAUGGAAAGGAAAUGGUCUCCCAUAUUUCAGUAAAUUCCUCUCCAACACAUGUUCCAUACAGGACCAUGAGCACAACCUGAGGAUGGGAGACAAACCAGUGACAUUAGCCCAGCGACACUCGUGAACGUGGAUCUCUUGCAAGAGUUUACAUUGCUAGCUUUAAAAACCUUCCCUAGAAUUACCAUUCUGAAAGAUCAUAAAAGCCUUCAAAGAAUUUUAAGCACCCUGCUAAGUGUAGACACUUUUCAGUUUAGUGGGUUUGUUUCGUGCAAUUCUGAAUUUUAAGUGAGAUAAGUCUGAAGAAGAAAAAUAGCAAAAAUGUUUUAGAGUGUGCCCUGUACUGGUCGUUGCCUUGACCACUUAGAUUUAUGUUUCCUUUCUAGAAUCAUAGUAGAAAUGAGACUAGAUGUUUUCUUCCUGGAGAUAGACCUGGAGUUUAUGUUCUAUCUGUUGCAAGAUAAAUGUGUUUGUUAAUCAGCCAGAGUUUUCAUUUCAAAAUAACUUUCCGUUAUUCAACACAGAUGUCACUGGAAGUGCCUUUAACAAGAGAGAGAAGAAUUGUGAUCCCAGGCUUAAUGUGAGGGAACAUAUUCCUUAAAGGCAUUUAUAAUCUGUGUUCAAACUAGAUCAUAAUUUUUAAAAGUAAAGAAUAGACCGAGGCAGAUUCAAGAGUUUGCAUUACUUCUGCUUGUAUUAUUUUGCAUUUGUUUAUACAGUUACAUAGCUUGCCAUAAACAAAAUGGUAAUUUUGAACUAUUCAGUCAGUAUCCACUCACCAAAACCAAAGAAGUGUGUUACUACUCAUUUCUCGUGCAAGGAUUCUCUUAAGAAUUUGACCAGACACAGUUGAUUCUUUGUCUACCUCCAAGAAGAGCUUUAACGACUGUAGACAGAGCCUCACAGUGCUCAGUUCCUUUGAUGGCUUAAGCCAAUAAGCCUCGAGGCAGAUUUUCUCAGAAGAAAACAGGCUAGUUAACAUCCACCACUUCAGUCAGCAAAAGGCCACACAGGUGCCGAUUUCACACCGUCUCUCAUGUGCUCUAGUCAUAUAAGCUCGAGAGAUUAAUAUGCAAUCAUUACGGUGAAUGAUUGUGCUGCACUGAAGUUCAUGUUCGUCUUUCGUUCUGAUUAAAGUGCAAUUUUGGGAUAUGACUAGACCUUCCCUGAAGAACUGGAGUUAGAGUCCCGUUUUUAAUGAACUACAUAUAUUUUCAAUCAAAAUGUGUAAUUGUUUAAUUAUCUAGGCUGAUCAGUAUUUAUAACUCUGAAGCUUCUUCAAGGUAUCCGUACUCAAUAUGAGGCCAUGAUGAAGACUAUCACUUAUGUGUCAUAUUUUGGAUUUCUUAAUCAUUUUAAAUCAUAUCUUCACUGCAUAAAAUAGUUUGAUUAAUAUUAAUUAUUUUAUUUGGUUUUAUAUUUAAUGCUUCUGAAUAGACCUUACUCAGAAGUUAGAGCAAAAUGCUAGCACUCUAUAAAGAUGAUUUUCCCUGUCUGUUCAGAGAAAAAUAAAUCUAAGUAAAUGAGAUAUUUCAAUACACCCAUUGCAACUUCUCCAUAAGAAUUGAUGGUUAAGUGUAGCUCAUAUAAUUAUAUUCCAAAGAUGUCAUAAAUAAUUCCAUUUAGCAGCUAAGCUCAACUCUAUUAGGUGAUUUAGUGUGUACACUGCAAACAGAAAGUUUUAGUGGCAGACAUAUCCAAUGUAUUUUAAUUGCUACUUGGGAAAAACAAGAAAGAAUCAUAUAUAAAAAAAGAAAAGCUUCCCAGGGCACUUUGCAAUUCUAAUUCGAUCCUAUAGAUACUCAGAUAAUCAAUAUAGGAUUUUGAUAAUAGUUUUAUAUGUGUUUCCAAUGUUCGUAUAUGUCAGGUGUUUAAUAAUUUUAAUCACUUAAUGAAGCUGCAUUGAAAUAGAUAGAUUUUCAUUUUGGGGUAUAAUAUUAAAAGAUGUAACCCUAAAAUGAAGACUGAAAAUGAACAGUGAGAUUGACAGAGUUACUUGGGGCAAAAUUUGAAGGAUAAUUUAAUUUUGCUUUAAUUAAAAGGAAAUAACUCUUCAAAAGGUAUCCUCAUUACUAAAUUGUGUGGAACUGUCUUAGUCUUACUUUUCUUCCAGAUAAUCUGAUUACUGUGUGUGGUUGAUGCACUUUUUAUUGCGGAGAAAUGGCCCUUGCCUUUGUGGUCUUACUGAGUUUUAAUGACCUUAAUUUAGGGGCAUCUUUAAUUUUUGAAUUACUCUAUAUAGUCAAAUGUCUAAUUUGUAUGUGUGAUUGCCCAUCAAAAGUUGAAUGUUUCUGCAUGUUUUCCAAGUGUAAUCUCAACAAAUUGUUUAACGUUUUGUAUUACUUGAGAGGAUUCAAUGUGCAGCUUUAGGUGUGAUUUUGAAUGAUAAAAUGGAUUGAAAUACCACAUCUACUAAAGAUGGAUGAAUACUUCAUAUUUUGCUUGCUUAAAUAUGCUUAAAUAUGUGCAUAUAACUAAAAGCACAGUACUGAGAAAUAAAGGCAUCUUUUCAAACUA
This is a messenger RNA of Nannospalax galili (Upper Galilee mountains blind mole rat), 9576 nucleotides long. RefSeq names its product N-acetylated alpha-linked acidic dipeptidase like 2 (gene Naaladl2). The coding region runs from base 342 to 2678 and encodes 778 amino acids. Lineage: Eukaryota; Metazoa; Chordata; Mammalia; Rodentia; Spalacidae. The record is from RefSeq and is a predicted model, not a curated record. The transcript is spliced from 17 exons.